AUGGACCUCCGAGCAAAAGCUGUUCCCAACGUCGACCGACUUGGAGUUCUUCUGAUGCUUUUCCAUAUAGUAGCUCAAAUCAUUGCAGAACAAGAAGUGGAAAAUCUCUCAGGCCUUUCCACUAACCCUGAAAAAGAUAUAUUUGUGGUGCGGGAAAAUGGGACGACGUGUCUCAUGGCAGAGUUUGCAGCUAAAUUUAUUGUACCUUAUGAUGUGUGGGCCAGCAAUUAUGUCGAUCUGAUCACGGAACAGGCUGACAUCGCCUUGACCCGGGGGGCUGAAGUGAAGGGCCGCUGUGGUCACAACGAGUCGGAGCUGCAGGUGUUUUGGGUGGAUCGCGCAUACGCGCUCAAAAUGCUCUUUGUGAAGGAAAGCCACAACACGUCUAAGGGGCCUGAGGCGACGUGGAGGAUGAGUAAAGUGCAGUUCGUCUACGACUCCUCAGAGAAGACCCAUUUUAAAGACGCUGUCAGUCCUGGGAAGCACACAGCCAACUCACAUCACCUCUCUGCCUUGGUCACCCCAGCUGGGAGAUCCUAUGAGUGUCAAGCCCAGCAGACCAUUUCACUGGCCUCCAGUGACCCACAGAAGACAGUCACCAUGAUCCUAUCAGCAGUCCACAUCCAGCCCUUUGAUAUCAUCUCUGAUUUUGUCUUCAGUGAAGAGCACAAAUGCCCAGUGGACGAGCGGGAGCAGUUGGAGGAAACCUUACCUUUGAUUUUGGGGCUCAUCUUGGGUCUGGUCAUUGUGGUGACGCUUGCAAUUUACCACGUCCACCAUAAAAUGACAGCCAAUCAGGUGCAGAUCCCUCGGGACCGAUCGCAAUACAAGCACAUGGGUUAG
Molecule: messenger RNA, 843 nt
Organism: Chrysochloris asiatica (Cape golden mole)
Lineage: Eukaryota; Metazoa; Chordata; Mammalia; Afrosoricida; Chrysochloridae
Gene: LAMP5
Product: lysosomal-associated membrane protein family, member 5
Exons: 6
Coding region: 1-843 (280 amino acids)
Cellular component (GO): membrane
Source: RefSeq, a predicted model, not a curated record